Wasmannia auropunctata (little fire ant) is the source of this 1656-nucleotide messenger RNA. Its product is annotated as protein takeout-like. The record is from RefSeq and is a predicted model, not a curated record. Bases 728 to 1468 code for a protein of 246 amino acids. NCBI's taxonomy places the organism in Eukaryota, Metazoa, Arthropoda, Insecta, Hymenoptera, Formicidae. The transcript is spliced from 6 exons.
UGUCUAGAGAGUUGUAAUCAAGUUACAACAUAUCUUUACUUGAUUGUAGAUUAAAUUAUUGUACAACAUUUACUGCAUUUACUAUUAUACUAAUACAUUUAUUACUUUACUACAUUUACUACUACUUUCACAACUCUACGCCUACGUUUACGCAAUUGUAAACCGGGCUUAAGAUCCAUAAUAUCAAGUGAACAUUUUUCAUUUAAAUUUUAAUAAGAACGUUACAUAUGACGGAUUAUAUAUACAAGAUAAAAGGAGUUUAAAAAUAGAAUAAGCAACCCGGUGAUUUAUACGCGGGAGACACAGCGCAGACACACAUCAUGUCUCCUCAGGUAAGGCACUUUCAUCUAGUCGUCUCCACAGUCCACGAUCUGGGCAAGACUCGUCUGCUGUUGCAGACGACGAAGGAGGCGCAGGUGCAUACAUGUAGCAGCAGUGAAAGUAUCCGCGAGUGCAACUACGAUCUGCCGCGCACGUCUGUCAAUGCCCUCUCUUGCAUAUAGUCAGUCUUGUUCUAACGGCGCCGUUUAACGCGCGAUUCGAGUCUUCAGUUUCGAACUCGUCGUCGUAUCCCUCGUAUGAUCCCUCCAUCGCAAUAAGAUCCCAAGUGUCUAACUUCAGCAGAAGUUCGAAAUCGCGAAAUUGGAUACCACAAGUCCUGAUAUAAUCGAAACUUUCGCAAAACUUUCCGUCUUUGUCGUCGCCGCCGCGACUGUCCUGAAAAAUUAUGACCAAGAGGCUGCGGGCCAUCCUCCUCCUUGUCGUCGGCUGCACGGCAACUCUCUCCUCCGACACCAACCCCGAUUAUGUGAAGCAAUGUUCCAAAAGCGAUCCGAAGCUGAUAACUUGUCUGAUCGACGCUCUACACCAUCUGCGACCCUAUCUGAAAGUCGGAAUCCCCGAAAUCGAAUUACCCUCGGUAGAACCGUUCCGUAUGGACGAACUGACUCUCUCUCUGACAGGUGGUAUAAACGGAUAUAAGAUUCAGCUACGGGACCUUUACAUUAGGGGAGCUAGUAACUACACGGUAGAGGACAUCAAGCUCGGCUCACCCUUCCAAGCCCUUAUACGAAUGCCGGCUCUUAUAUUAGACGCGCAUUAUUCCAGUUCUGGUGUUUUAAUAAUUUUGCCUGCAAGUGGAAACGGUACGUUCCACGCGCGUUUCGGGGAUGCUAGGGCACUAGUCAGAGGGACAGUCUCGACGAAAUCGCAAGAGGGAAAGACGUAUAUGAACGUUGAAAAUCUCGACGUCGUGCUCGGAGUAAAAAAUUUGCAAAUGCGAGUCAGCAAGAUCUUCAAUAACAAUCGAAUACUCACCGAGGCAAUCAAUCUCUUCCUUCGAGAAAAUGGGCAAGAAGUGCUGAAACUGAUGGAACCGCAACUAAAGAAGAAGCUAUCGGCGCUCUUUGCUGGUAUUGUCAAUCAACUGUUGCGACACUUACCAGUGGAAUCGUUCCUUAUACCUUAAGACGUCUACAUCGUAUCUUCAUUAGUUACCAUUAGCUUCUUGUUAUUGAAAUCAACGAUAGAUUUUAAAUAUAUGCACUUAAAUAAUGCGUUACAAAAAAGGUAUUUUAGGCAUUUUUUAAAUUAAGAAGAUAAAAGAAAAAUACAAUAUGUAAAUGCCCAUUUAAAUUGCUUUUCAAUUUUUUAAUA